This is a messenger RNA of Dictyostelium purpureum, 384 nucleotides long. RefSeq lists its product as uncharacterized. The record is from RefSeq and is a predicted model, not a curated record. The annotation marks the transcript as partial. Lineage: Eukaryota; Evosea; Eumycetozoa; Dictyosteliales; Dictyosteliaceae. The transcript has a single exon.
GUUCCAUCAAAAGCCACCGAGAUCUUCCUCUUGUAUGGUUUUGAUUCAAAAAUCGAAGAAGGUGAUAUUUCAUCAAAUAUUGAAACCGUUCAUGUUUUCAAUAUCAAGUAUCCAUUAGUCAUUCCAUCAACUGUAAAACAUGUUCAUUUUUACGAUGGCUAUGCUUUCCCAUUUGACCAAAAUUCAAUUCCAGAGGGUAUUGAAUCUGCACAUUUCCAUAAUGUUUCUCAUCCAGUUACCAAGACAUCGUUACCAUCAACUAUUAAGAAGCUUUCAUUCAACAAUGGUUAUUCUCAUCCAAUCAGACCAGGCGUUAUUAGUAAAAUGGUCCAAUCCGUUCACAUUGGUGAUAUUAAAGAGCCAUUGAUUCCAGAGUCUAUUCCA